GAUGGUGGCCACCGUCGACCUUAGGACACCAAUUUCAAGUCUGGAGGACUACCUUUCUGACGAGACCCUCGCCGUCAGUCUUGGUUGAUCAACAUGGCUCAAGAACUUACCGCGCCUCCAGUCCUUUCGACUCCUGAGACGCAUAUCCUGAACGAAGGUCUACCAGAUAUCUCUCGAAGUCCAGCAGAGAAACUUUCCGACGAACAAUUAAACACCAGAUAUGAAAUCAGCAGGACCAUUAACGAAAUCAAUUCACGAAAAUGGAGACGGGUCGCCCUACAGUUUCCGGACCAUAUGCUCCCUCACUCAGCCCGGGUUUAUCAACUAUUAGCCCGUGGACUUGACGAGCGAAAACCUCCAGCCAACCAGCCAACAAAUAGCCACUUGUCUACCGAAACCCGUCUAUCAGAUCUCAGCAUCCAUGAAACUCAACCAGUCAAACUCACAAUCCUAGGCGACACGUCCUACGGAUCCUGCUGCGUCGACGAGGUUGCCGCCGAGCACGUCGAUGCGGAUGCCGUGGUGCACUACGGACGAGCCUGUCUCUCGCCGACAGCAAGACUGCCCGUCCUCCACAUCUACACCGCCAUGCCCUUAGACCACAACGACGCGGUCAAAUCUUUCCGAGAAGCCUUUCCAGACCUCGCCGCAAAAGUCAUAUUAACAGCCGACGUGCCCUACGCCGCACACGUCCGGCCUAUAUACAACCUCCUCCAGGCUCAAGGCUACCAAAAUCUUUUCCCAGCAUCUAUAGUCCACGACCCGUCUUCCGCAAUACCCAACCGGACACUUCCACAAUCUGUCGUCGAAGACACCGCAUCCCUAUCAGAGUGGAACCUCUUCCACAUCUCCGACCCGCCAACCUCGCUCCUCCUGACUCUAACCUCCCGUAUGGCCAGUAUAAGAGUAUACAACACCGAGGUCAACACCAGUACCGACCCAUCUUCAGCCCUAGAGACAUCAACCCGCUUCCUCCUACGCCGCCGUUACGCCCUCAUCACAUCCCUCACCACCGUCCCCAUCUGGGGCAUCCUAAUCAACACCCUCAGCGUCAAAAACUACCUCGACGUCCUCUCGCAUAUCCAGCGACAAAUCGCCGCCGCCGGCAAGAAAUCCUACCUCUUCGUCGUCGGCAAACUCAACCCCGCCAAAAUCGCCAACUUCUCCGAAAUCGGAGGCUGGGUCGUAAUCGGGUGCUGGGAGAGUUCGCUAAUCGACAGUAAAGAAUUCUACCGGCCUAUCAUCACUCCAUUCGAGCUCGAUAUGGUGUUGCAGUCCGAUGACACUCGUCUGUGGACAGGUGAAUGGCGCGCUGACUUCCAGGCUGUUCUCGAAGACGCGGCGAGGCGUGAAGAGCAAGCACGCUCCCACCGACUAUCUGGCGACGACGAUGUGCCUGAGUCAAAUGGCAUUGGCGAAGCUGAUGCCAGGAGCGACUCCGAGUCAGAAUCUGAACCUCCAGAAUUCGACCUCCGUACCGGCCGCUACGUGUCUCGCUCAAGACCCAUGCAGAAGAUCAAGCCGCAUCAAAUCUCCGCGCAGUCCGGCCUCAAUGCUGCAUCCUCAACAGCCCUGACACGACGGACCAAAGGAGAUAUGAUUUCCGUGAACGGAGUCGCAUCGCCCGCAGCAGAAUACCUCCGGGAGAAACGCGGCUGGCAUGGUCUAGGGAGCAAUUUCGAGGUCAAGUAUGAGGAGGAAAGCGAUGGAGCUCGAGUUGAGGAGGGCCGGAGCGGGAUCGCCAGAGGAUAUGCAGUCGGGGAGUCUGCACGAAGUUAAAGACUGGCGGAUUCAUUGCUAGUACCAGACUAUAUGAGUCUUAGGCAUCCCUUGGCUCCUACUAGAUGUACGUGCGAAGUGUCUGGGAGAAUCAUACACAGGUCAGUGAAGAUGAGCACUGUCCGUGCUCGCGGACUGCAUUGGUGGGAUAUCUGAUAAUACAAACA
Molecule: messenger RNA, 1946 nt
Organism: Exophiala viscosa
Lineage: Eukaryota; Fungi; Ascomycota; Eurotiomycetes; Chaetothyriales; Herpotrichiellaceae
Product: putative diphthamide synthesis protein-domain-containing protein
Exons: 1
Coding region: 94-1779 (561 amino acids)
Biological process (GO): protein histidyl modification to diphthamide
Molecular function (GO): 2-(3-amino-3-carboxypropyl)histidine synthase activity
Source: RefSeq, a predicted model, not a curated record